AUGGGUUCUCACAUCCUCGACUACGUGCUUCGUGCGGCAGAGGCACUUACACUCACUCGUGCCGCCACGAUUCUCUUAGUAUUGACAUCAGGCUACAUCACCUACCAGGUCUUCUUCCACCCUCUAGCCAAGUAUCCUGGCCCAUUCAUCGCCAAGCUCACGGACUUUUACAGCGUCUACUACGCCAUCACCGGCACUGGUUCCCACACGCUCUAUGAUCUGCACGCCAAACAUGGCCAAUUUGUCCGCAUUGGUCCAAACCAAAUGUCUGUCUGCUCAGCUGUCGGGCUUGACGCAAUCUACGGCGCGCAGGCAAACGUGAAGAAAGGUACUUGGUACAGGUCCUCCUUUGGAACCUCCAUGUUCAACGCCAUCGACAAGAACAUCCACGCCCGCAAGCGCAGGGUCAUGUCUCAUGCUUUUUCUGACAAGUCUAUCCGCGACAUGGAGCCAUAUGUGGUUGGUGCCAUUCGCAUAUGGUCAAGAUCCCUCGUCAACAACACCGCUGAAGAUGAUCCUGCCCCCGAGACGCCGGAGGGUUGGUCACCUCCACGUAACAUGUCUAGGUAUUCGUCAUUCAUGAUCUUUGAUGUGAUUGGCGAGAUCUGUUUUGGUGAAUCCUUCCGAGCAAGUACUGUACCGGACAAUCGCUACUUUGUGGAGCUGCUGCCCAAGGUUGUAAAAGCGUUUAAUAUCCCCGGCCAGAUGCCUUUUCUUCAGCAAAUCAAUGUGGCGGACGUCGCUCUGUGUGGGCUGGCGAACCUUCGUGCAAAACAAGUCGCAUUUUGCAAAGGGGCGUUGGGCAGGCGAUUAGCCCUUGGAACGACCUCGGGAAGAAAGGACGUGUUCCACUUCCUCCUCGAGGCAAGAGAUCCCCAGACUGGCGAAGGGUUUACAAAUGCCGAGCUCAUGUCCGAGUCAACGUCACUACUUGGCGCAGGGUCCGAUACAGCCAGCACGGCACUUGCGUCUUUCUUCUACUUUUUGGUUCAUAAUCCAGACAUUCUGGAGCGGGUGACCAAGGAGAUACGAGACAAGUUUACAGAUGUGGAGGAGAUUGUCAACGGGCCUGAUCUCAAGUCGCUGACCUAUCUUCGCGCAUGUAUCGACGAAGCCAUGCGUCUGUGUCCCCCUGUUCCUACUGGCUUGAAACGCGAAGUGCUACCUGGAGGUCUUGUGGUUGAUGGGGAGUAUUUCCCCGCUGGGUGUAUCAUGUCUGUACCGCUGUACGUGCUGCAUCAUAGCCCAGAGCACUUUAAGAACGCGUUCAAGUUUGAACCUAGCCGAUGGCUGAUUCGAGGAUCGGAAGUGUCACUGGACGGGGAGGGCGUUACUAAGGAAGAACUGAAAAUCCAAAAGGCAGCCUAUGCGCCCUUCAGCACUGGACCAAGAGCUUGUAUCGCACGCAAUUUGGCCAUGAUGGAGCUUCUCAUUGGCGCAGCAAGAGCGCUCUGGCUUUAUGAUGUCCGGCUUGCACCAGGCUCUGAAGAUGUGGCGGUUGGUAGAGAGGGCGAGUUUGACUUUAAGGAGCAGUUUAUCAUGCGCAAGAAUGGGCCGAUUGUCCAGUUUAAGUCGGCUCACUAG
Molecule: messenger RNA, 1584 nt
Organism: [Torrubiella] hemipterigena
Lineage: Eukaryota; Fungi; Ascomycota; Sordariomycetes; Hypocreales; Clavicipitaceae
Source: the annotation of a GenBank genome assembly